GUCCCCGUUGCUAGGGCCGCCCCGCGCUCGCUGAGGGACCGGAUUACUAAAGUUCCCGGGUGUCGUUCAGGACAGGAGUCUCGAAUCCCGCCGUCGGUGACUGCGCGCUCCUGCCUGUGGCCUUUCUCUGCCUGAAGUGAAAAGCUAUCCCCGGUUCCCGUCCCUCUCUCCGGAAAAAUCCCGCACCCCUUGACGCCCCGGGCAGUGCUCUGACCUGCAGCCAGAAGAGCUUCCCAGCGGGCGAAGGACAGAGGGAAAGUAGCCAGCCAUGUCGAACGCAAUGUACAAUAAGAUGUGGCAUCAGACCCAAGAAGCCCUCAAUUCUUUGCUCAAUAAAGAGUCUCAGAAGAUGAUGGAAACACAAACAAAUCAAAGCUUCAUCUUUCAAACAUUAGCUACCUUCUACAUAAAGUACGUGCAGAUCUUCCGAAACAUGGAAAAUGUCUAUGACCAGAUAGUCCAUCCGCAGAAACGAAUUCUGAUUCGGAAGAUACUGGAUGGAGUGAUGGGUCGGAUCCUGGAACUGAAGAACGAAAUGGUCGAGUUGGAGUUGUCCGAGUUUCAUUAUUUCGAUGACAUCCUGCAGGAUCUCAAGUUGGCCCCUCAACAAUUAGAUAUCCCCAUACCCAGGUAUUUUUUGAAGGAGAAGUUGGAAGUAAUAAAAGGAAGAGAGAAAAUCCUUGCUCAGAUAUUAGCGGAGUGUGGACUAGACACACCUGAUGUGAGGUACUCUGUGAAAGGUAUCCCCUUUGAUGAUGCAAUUAAAUUUAUCCAGAUUGCCGAGAGGGCGCGGCAAGGUCGUCUGAGAGCAAUAUUUAUGAAGCAGAUCUACCUUCGAGAGUACAGAGCAAAGCAAGCCAAGACAGAGAAAGUAGUAGACACAGGGGCUGCUGCCCUGUGCAUUCAGAAGGUAUGGCGAGGUUUCCAUCAAUCUAAGAAAACCGUAAGACAGAGAGAAGAGGAGAUGGUAUUCCUGGGCAUGGAUCCACCUCCGCUCUUUAAUGAAGUCAGUGCUACCAUAAUCCAGGCUGAGAAGGUGAACCAUCUGCGGAGUGAAGUGCAGAUAAGGCAUGAAGAGGACUACAGGGAGGCAAUGGUUACAAUCAAGGAUGACCUGAAGCUGAUAGAGGGUGCGGACAUCAGGGAGACCCUUCAAGACCAGAUCCGGCACUGGUUCAUCGAAUGCAGAAAUCUGACUGGCACAUUUCCUGACUACCCGAAGGUAGAAGAAGGAGGCUCAGCUCUUCUUUUUUCUCACAAGACCCCAGAACAGGUUAUUGAUGAUAUCAUUGCAAGUCAAGAAGAAGAGGAAAAAAACAAAAAGAAGAAAAAGAAGAAAAAGGAGAAGAAGCCUAAGAAAGAAAGGGAGAAGAAAGUAACAAAGGAGAAAUACGAGGAGGAAGAUGAGACGUGGAAGAUGUCACCAAGUGUUUUCCUUCAUGAGAUGGAGGAAGGAAAUAACUUAUUCAAAGACAUGUGGAUGAAUAAAGAUGAGUCUUGGAAUUUCCCUCAGGACUAUGACCCAGAACUGAUCAAAUGCGAGAAGCGGAAAGAGUUGGAGUCGGAGAUAAGGCUCCAGGUGGAUGAGUUGAUGAGACAGGAACUAAAAAACUUAAAACUAGCCGUGAACAGAGAAAAGGAACAUCCGGUCAAAGAGAGAAGUAAGAAAGGAAGACAGGGGAAAAAGGAAAACAGAAAAGGGAGAAAGGGGAACAGAGAUAAAGAUCUGACCGCUGACAGGACCAUCGAGUCUCUGUACAAGGAACUGGUGGAAGAAGGGCUGCUGAUCCAGGCUCGGAAAACCAAACUCUCCGAGUACAUUGGCGAGUACAGCUACCUGGGGACCGCCCUGCGCCGCCUGUCCAUAGAACCUAUGCCCUCCCUCCUGGACGUCCGACAGCUCGUCACGCUGUACGGAAUCCUGCCACUAGGUUCUGCAGCAGUGCACGAGAAGGCCCCAUUAGUGAAGUCACUGCUGUUGGCCGGGCCACCCGGGGUGGGAAAGAAGAUGCUGGUCCAUGCCAUCUGCACAGAGACGGGAGCCAACCUCUUCAACCUGUCCGCUGCUAACAUCGCCGGGAAAUACCCGGGCAAAAAUGGCCUCCAGAUGAUGCUGCACGUGGUCAUCAAGGUGGCCCGGCAGCUCCAGCCCUCUGUGGUGUGGAUCGAAGACACCGAGAAAACCUUCUACAGAAAGGUCCCCCUCGCCGAGAAGCUGAAUGAACCGAAACGCCUGAAAAAACAGCUCCCCAAAAUCCUAAAACUCCUGAAACCAGACGAUAGGAUUCUGAUCGUGGGGACAACACAGCGUCCUUUUGAUGCUGAACUUCAAUCAUUUUGCAAAGUUUAUCAGAAAAUUAUUUUGGUACCCAGACCAGACUAUGCUUCCAGAUACGUUUUGUGGAAACAGAUCAUUCAACAGAACGGAGGAGUCCUCACUAACGCCUUGAGUGUAAGUAGCCUAGCCAAGGUCACCGAUGGCUUCACUCAAGGACACAUUGUCGAAGUGGUCAGAAGUGUGCUUACAGAUCGGAGAAUCCGGCAGCAAGCUCAUAAACCACUCACUGCAAGCGAGUUCAUUACGGUGAUAACCAGCAUGGACCCGGUUUACAAAGAGGAAGAGGACAGCUUUAAGGAGUGGUAUGCCAAAACCCCCUUGGGUAAAAGGCGAGCCUUGGCAUUAAUGGGAAUUAGUACCAAAAAGGAAAAGACUAAAGGGAAAAAGAAGGAGAAGAAAGGGAAAAAAGAAAAAAAGAAAAAGUAAUGCCUUCCUGAGGGACCAUCCUCGAGUCUCUCUCUAGGAUGAAGAUGGCCCCAACUGUCCAGAAGGAAGACUCACCAUUCAAAGAAGCCCAAGUAGAAGACACGGAGGGACACACGGCAGCGAGCUGACCCCGCACGCUCAGAACCACUGCGUGUGCUUAGUUCCGACAUUCGUGGGUGGACACCGAGCGAGGUGUCCAUCACGGUCCUUUCUACAGCUUGGGAGUCCUCCCUGAUCCGCGUCGUCUGUGCAUAACUGAAUCUCGUUCUCGCGCAUUCCGCGAUGUUCUCGCCGUCUUCCAUCUCAUCAGUACUGAUUGUCAAGUUCAAAAUCUGGUAGAAAAUAUUCUGACUUAUCAAUUGUAAACGAUGAGUAUCUCGGAGCACUACCUUUUUGUUAAUCCAUAUACAUUGUAUAGUAUCUUGCUAAUAUUUUAAUAAAUCCAUUCUUUGUUCUAGUAAUGUAGACAGUAAUGUGGGAUAAAGAUGUUGUCCUUGAACUGACUAAGAGAUUUGGUUACUGAAGCUACAACAGAUCUGAAAAUGACCUCCUUCAACCUCCUCAUUUUGAAGGUGGAGCUAACGCCCAGGGCCGCGAGGGCUGAAGUGGAUGCCCCGAGCUAGCACUCUUUUCCAAGGACUGGAUGAAAUCCCGACAUAAAAAUGGGGCAGACUCAGGAGGGAAUGUCUGAUUGAGGAAGAAAAAAAAUGGUAAAUGAGAAAAAAGUAAAUCAUAGAAAAAGAUUCAAAAAGAUAUGUAAACAUUGUAGAAACAUUGCUAUUAUUUGAAUGUGUCCCCCCAAAGUUCGUUAACAAACUAAAUUGUAAUAAAUUUGGUUAUGCUG
Molecule: messenger RNA, 3608 nt
Organism: Tupaia belangeri chinensis (Chinese tree shrew)
Lineage: Eukaryota; Metazoa; Chordata; Mammalia; Scandentia; Tupaiidae
Gene: DRC11
Product: dynein regulatory complex subunit 11
Exons: 20
Coding region: 269-2764 (831 amino acids)
Molecular function (GO): ATP binding; ATP hydrolysis activity
Source: RefSeq, a predicted model, not a curated record